Messenger RNA from Mytilus californianus (California mussel), 954 nucleotides. Its product is annotated as 3-hydroxyacyl-CoA dehydrogenase type-2-like. Gene Ontology annotation, cellular component: mitochondrion. Gene Ontology annotation, biological process: androgen metabolic process; estrogen metabolic process; fatty acid metabolic process. NCBI's taxonomy places the organism in Eukaryota, Metazoa, Mollusca, Bivalvia, Mytilida, Mytilidae. Bases 97 to 876 code for a protein of 259 amino acids. The record is from RefSeq and is a predicted model, not a curated record. The transcript is spliced from 5 exons. Gene Ontology annotation, molecular function: estradiol 17-beta-dehydrogenase [NAD(P)+] activity.
ACAGAAACACGGAGUAAAUUUUAAAAUGUAUCUUGAUUGGACAAAAAAGUUCUGUAAACACAUGUUUAGUAAACUUCGGACUUGCAAAAUUCAAAUAUGCCAAUUGGUAAUUUAAAGGGGCUUGUGGGGUUAGUUACUGGUGGGGCAUCAGGACUUGGGAAAGCCACGGUAGAAAGAUUUGUAAGACAAGGUGCUAGAGUUAUUCUAUGUGAUCUUGAGAAAUCACCUGGUAAAGAUGUUGCUGACAAUUUAGGUGACAACUGUAUAUUCUCCCCAACAAAUGUAACAUCAGAAGCUGAUGUGAAAAAGGCUUUAGAAAUAGCUAAAGAUAAAUUUGGGAAACUUGACGUUGCUGUUAAUUGUGCAGGAAUUGGAAUCGCCUUUAAAACCUAUAACUUCAACAAAAAACUACCCCAUAAUCUGGAUGACUUUGCCGAGGUUAUAACAGUCAAUACCAUUGGCAGCUUCAACGUUAUAAGACUAGCAGUUGGACUGAUAGGGGAGAAUCAACCUGACGCAGAUGGACAAAGAGGUGUGGUCAUAAACACUUCAAGCGUGGCUGCAUUUGAUGGUCAGAUGGGUCAGGCUGCUUACUCGGCCAGUAAAGGAGCCAUUGUAGGCAUGACAUUACCUAUAGCAAGAGAUUUGUCUAAUCAAGGAAUCAGAUGUUGUACCAUAGCCCCCGGUUUAUUUAACACACCUUUACUUGCCAGUUUACCAGAAAAGGUUCAGACUUAUUUAGCAUCAACAAUUCCUUUUCCAAAACGUUUGGGUGAUCCAGAUGAAUAUGCCCACAUGGUGCAAACAAUCGUAGAAAACCCAUAUCUUAAUGGUGAGGUCAUAAGAGUGGAUGGUUCAAUAAGGAUGAUGGCAUGAUUUGUGAAGAAAACAGAACAAACUUUUAUUGAAAUGUGUAUUGUGAUAUUUUAUAUUGAAAUGAAGAAAUAAUAUUUG